UCAUAAAAGGAUGCGCAACCGCAUUCUGAACGGAAUAAGGAAGUCCGAUAUUUCCAGCGCUAGGAUGGCGGUUAUCGUGCAACUGCACAUCUAUAGCGCAUGAUGCAUAACUGUCUAGUCCUAGUUCAUUGCCCCUGAGUUGGGCAAAGGUCGACGGCCUCAGAACUCAGCAACCCAACCGUCGACGCCAAGCAGUAUGCGCACGUAGGAAUGUGGACAACUGUGCUCUUGCUACUCGCGCUAUGCGCGGCUGGGCUCGCAAGCGGUAGAGUCUUGAACGCCACGACGGGAAGAGACAUUGCUCUGGGCUACGCAGAUUAUUCCGUGGAUAUCGUCAUGGUCCUGAACGACGUGGCCUGGACGGAUGAGGACUGGGCAGGGAUCCCGGUGCCUGUGCUCCUCAAGAGGGAUUUCGCAGUGAUUGGACGUGCCCCAGGGCCAGAUGGCCUGCUUGUGACCUGGGACAGCAAUUACGUUAGCAAGAAGGUGCGGCUUGUCAACUCUACAAUGACGCUCCGCAAUUUUGUGGUCUUAGAAUCACGCCGGGUGAAUCAGAACCUGGCUCCGGGAUGCGACAUGCUGGAGCCAUGUGCGGCCGGCGACUGGGGACGUGUGGUCCUGGACAGUAGCUUCCUGGUGCAGCGGCUUUGCUACCCAGCUUCAAUGCACAGCACGGCGCUGGCAGGAGUUGUGCGGCCACGCGGCUUCCCAGGCACACAGGCCUACCGAGCACUGGUGCCGCAGCCGGCGUGCCAGGCGGCCAACAGCAGUGCAAGCAGCUCGGCGCUACAGGUUGCGGCGGCGCCGCCGCCCCCCGCGGUGGCGCCGCAGCUGCAGUGCUGGUCCCAUAUGGGCGCGUAUGACGAUCUAGGCAUGUUCUGUGCGGACCUGGACGCGUCUCAGAAGCAGGUGCUGGUCGGGUACACCCUCCUGAUGACCAACGUGACGUACGUGUGCGCCGACAUCAUCAGCGACGAUUGCGUGGCCCAACUGGGCACCGUGGGCUGCUACGACAACUGGGCGGAAUACAAGGCGCAGCACGCGCCCUCUCCUCCUCCGUCUGUGGUUGGCGCCGGAGGUGAUUCCGGCGCCGUUGCGCCACCGGCCAACGCAUCGUCGGGCAGCAGCAGCGGUGGUGGAGGAGGAGGUGGCCUCAGCGGGUCGGAGGAGGUGCUGGUCGGAGCCAUCGUGGGCGGCGUGGGCGGAGCCCUGCUGGUGGGCGCGGUGGUCUGCUUCUUCAUGUGGCGCCGUCGCAAGGCUGCAAAGGAGAGCACGGAGCUGCCGCUGGCCAACAAGGACAUCGUCGCGAUCGCACAUGCGGAAGGAGUCAGCAGCGCAUGGGUGCUGUGCCCGCGUUUCUGUUGGCCGCGAUCCGAGAGGUACGGCGCGCCGCCCUGUGGCGACCGCAAACACCAGGACUCUCCUUAUGCGUCCCCCGCGGCUCCUGGCAGCAUCAUCGUGUCAGAAGCCCUGCACGGCAAGGACGUGUGCAUUGCCAGCAAGUCCGCCACAACGCAGCAGCAGCUGUCGCUGGGGGUCGACGACCCAGAUGCCAAUAGCUCCGGCGAGGGCUGUGGCCUGGACGGGGCGGAUGUGGCAGCUAGCUCGGGCAUGUCGGCUCAGCACGCCCAGCAGCACGAAUCGGAGGAGGCGUUGGCAGCGGGCGGCAUCUAUGACACGGUGGAGGUGGUGACGCUGGAGACGCCGCAGCGUGCGGAGGUCAAGGCCGAGGUGCUGUUGGAUCCAAGGGUGACGCUGCUGCCCAAGCAGCUGGGGCGCGGCACCUUUGGACGCGUGGUGGAGGGCCGGUACCAGGGCCAACGCGUGGCUUUGAAGCUGCUGAACGAUUCCGCCUUUGGCUUUGCUGCGGGCGUGACCACGAGCACGGGCGCGCUGCAAGGCAUGCGGGGCGGCGCGGGUGGAGCUGCGAAGGGUAUCGGCGGCACGCAGCAGGGCGACGGCGAUGAGGGCGGCAAUGGGAACGCCCGCCAGAUCGCUUUGGACGCGCUGGUGCAGGAGGUGCAGAUCCUGGGGCGCUGCCGGCACCCCAACGUGGUGCGGCUGCUGGCGGCGUGCCUGACUCCGCCGCGGCUGUGCCUGGUGAUGGAGCUGAUGGAGACAAGUCUGGAGCGAAUGCUGUACGGCGGCGGGCCGGACCAACCGCUGCUGCCGCUGGGCACAGUGCUGGACAUUGCGCUGGACGUGGCGCAAGGGCUCAGCUACCUGCACCCGACGAUCGUGCACCGCGACCUCAAACCAGGGAACGUGCUCGUCAACCUGAACGGCGGCAAGCGGCUGAUCGCCAAGCUGUCAGACUUCGGACUGUCGCGCAUUCAGCGCACAGUUGUGGAGACUGAGAAUCCGGAGGCCGGAACGCCUGGCUACAUGGCCCCCGAAUUAUUCGAUGUCAACAACUUCAGCGUGUCGCAUAAAUUAGACGUCUACUCCUACGCUAUUCUGCUGUGGAGUAUGCUGUCCGGCAAGGAGCCCUGGAAGGAUCUCACGCUCGUGCAGAUGGCUUACCGAGUGGCGGGGCUGCAUGAGCGGCCGCCGCUGGACGUCAUCCUGCCGGAGCGCCAGCCGCCAAAGAUGAUCCGAGUCAUUACGUCCUGUUGGGACCCGGAGCCGGAGCGGCGCCCAGCAGCCGCAGAAGUUGUCAAGCAGCUGCUCCUAAUCAAGCACGACUUUGAACGGGCGUCGCACUGACAACAUUAACAUUUAUGACUUACUGCUGCGGGCACGGAGAUAACUGUGGCUUGCAUGUGGCUUUGCACUAUGUGGGGGGUUGUAAUGCACAGGGUAAUGGUUCCAAGGUGAGACGCAUAAAAUUGCAUCAGUUUGAGAGUCCGUAUGGAGCUUGCCGGGGUUUCGGGAAAUGGAUUUUGUGGUGGUCGUGUACGCAGCACGCAUGGUCCUUUUCCCCGGCUUUCUACAAAUGGCGCGCGCGAGGAGGCAGCCAACCUUGCAGGAAGGCCUGUGACGUGCCUCCUCGUGGCCUUGCCCCUGUGCCUAGCCUCCUGGCCUGGACUGAUACGGCUUGCCGACAGCAAGAGCUGGCCAGAGCAGGUGCCAUUGGGCUUGCGCAUCAACAAACCUGGGCACUGCACGGUUGCGCUGCUUGUGCACUUCGGUGGCGUUGCAGCCUUGGGUAGACGGUGUCAAGCCUGCAUGUCAUACACGUCGAAUCCGAGUUGUUAAAUAUCGAACGCAUGGGCGCUACAAACAAUUUACAUAGGACCGGGAUAAUCACUGGCCUUGCCUUACUUUGUCAUGUGCAUCUCAUCCCAGCGGGGGCUCAUUAAUGCACUAGUGUUGGCACGAAAGGUUUGGCGGCAACUGAGUGAGGAGUGAACGUGCACCUGUACGGGGGUCCUGGCCUUGGACCCACGCGUACAUGGGAGCAGGUGCUGCAUCGAAGAUAUGAGCACGAGGCACGCAUAGCUCGGGUAAGCAUGGGGGCAGGUCAUAUGUGUCAAGGGUGGAAACUCGGAACUGAUACAAGAAUUCAGUCAGGGUCUGCAGGGUAUGCAUUGCGAGUACAGGCUCAAGAUGGGUUACUCGAAUCAAUAGACAGCUGUCGAGGCACGCCUUGACUGGCAUUUGCAGUGUGGUACCAUGCGAUGGCAUUUGUGGAUGCAUGUCGAAGCGCAGUUGCACGUGUGGCAUCCGCUUGAGAACAUUGUGUGCACAUACCGUACGUACGAGAACUUGUGUGAGCUUGGAGCUUGCCGCUUCUGUUGCUGCCGCAACGCAUUGACUGAGAAGUUGUUGCGGUGGGGCAAAAGGGUAUGUCAUGUCGCUGUUUACUGCUCGCAUCCUUGCUGGUGGAUGUGUUGUAGAGCGCCUGGCGAUAUGUCGCCGUUGCAUCGCAUGCCCCCGAACCCCGGGUGUGGGGUCAGAGGGCUGGGCCAGGGUCUGCAAGUGCGGGUGGGUGUUGAUCUGCUGGAGGGCGCAAGCUGCGCUGUGCGCACAAACGUGUUCUGCACGAAAUGGCAUUACUAAUAUGAUGUCAUCUACGCUUCUGUAGGUAGGUUGCCCCGCGGAGUGAGUCAUGGGUGGGUAUCCUUGCAAGCGUCUGAUCACUGGGACAAUACACGCACUGGUUACGGCUCCUUGUUGCCAGACAUUAUUGCAGCUGUUGUACUCACAGGAAGAUCCCGACGGACAACGGGACCAAAGACAUAGAUUCUCUAUCGAUUUACUUGGGAUGGACGAUUUAUCAAGCAGGGGAGAGGUCAAGUAUGUACGGUCCCUGACGGCCGCAGGGAUGCCGUGAAAUGCCGAGGUGCAGCACUAGACUUCCACGUAAGAGGCCAUCCCAUACAUAGCAAGUGACGAAAGAGUAUUUGUGGGGGAUUCUGGCUGCCGUGAUAUGGGCUUUGGGGUGAACUGAAGUGCGGCAAAAACGCUGUGGCAGCUCUCAUGCCGAUGUACCGGCGGGGGCGAAUAAUGACUUUCAAUUUU
Chlamydomonas reinhardtii is the source of this 4464-nucleotide messenger RNA. RefSeq lists its product as uncharacterized. Lineage: Eukaryota; Viridiplantae; Chlorophyta; Chlorophyceae; Chlamydomonadales; Chlamydomonadaceae. The transcript is spliced from 21 exons. Gene Ontology annotation, molecular function: protein kinase activity; ATP binding. The record is from RefSeq and is a predicted model, not a curated record. The coding region runs from base 211 to 2706 and encodes 831 amino acids. Gene Ontology annotation, biological process: protein phosphorylation.